AUGAAGUUCUCUACUAUUUCCGGCCUGUCGGCGCUCGCGCUCACCUCUAUGCCUCCUGCAGUGUUGGCGCAGAGUCGCGAGUUAUGCUUUACCGAAACGCGCGAUAGAUACCCCUACGCCGUGACGGAAUGGUACUGCGGCCCCGGCCGCACUUGCUGCAGCGUCCCCGACGACUCUGAUGAUGGCGAGCUGCAAUGGGGCUGUAUUGACACCGACGAGACCUGCUCCAGGGACACGUGGCUCACCAGCGAGGGGAUGGGAUUCGAGAUUACAGAUGACGGUUACGGAGACGACGACGACGAUAAUGACAGUGGUGCUCGUGGGUCUGCAGCGUCGUUGGCGGCCGUGGUAGGUGGUGUCGCUGUGUAUUGGGCUGCGCUGGGCAUGUGA
Emericellopsis cladophorae is the source of this 390-nucleotide messenger RNA. RefSeq lists its product as uncharacterized. The coding region runs from base 1 to 390 and encodes 129 amino acids. The transcript is spliced from 2 exons. NCBI's taxonomy places the organism in Eukaryota, Fungi, Ascomycota, Sordariomycetes, Hypocreales, Bionectriaceae. The record is from RefSeq and is a predicted model, not a curated record.